This is a messenger RNA of Beta vulgaris subsp. vulgaris (sugar beet), 1239 nucleotides long. RefSeq lists its product as uncharacterized. NCBI's taxonomy places the organism in Eukaryota, Viridiplantae, Streptophyta, Magnoliopsida, Caryophyllales, Amaranthaceae. The transcript has 2 exons. The record is from RefSeq and is a predicted model, not a curated record. Bases 1 to 1239 code for a protein of 412 amino acids. Gene Ontology annotation, biological process: telomere maintenance; DNA repair. Gene Ontology annotation, molecular function: DNA helicase activity.
AUGCCAUAUCCUAAUGAUCUGAUCAUAGAAGACGGGCAAAACAAAAUGAUAAUGGACGAGCUUUCCUAUGACCGAGGGAAGUUAGAAGAGGAGUUCCAGCGACUGUUUCAAGGAUUAACAACUGAGCAACGUGGAAUUUACAAUGAAAUUAUGUCAGUUGUAUCACGAGGAAAAGGAGGGGUGUUCUUUGUAUAUGGAUACGGAGGAACAGGCAAGACAAAGUUAAUCAUAUGGGAUGAAGCUCCCAUGAUGCAUAAAUACUGCUUUGAAGCUCUAGAUAGGAGUUUAAAGGAUGUUAUGCAGUUUGUGAAUCCUGCAAAUCAAGAUAUCACAUUUGGUGGCAAGGUUGUAGUUUUUGUUGGUGAUUUAAGAAAAAUAUUACCCGUGGUGCCUAAAGGAAGCAGACAAGACAUUGUCUUCUCAGCAAUAAAUAGUUCUUACUUAUGGGACUUUUGCCGAGUACUUAGGCUGACAAAGAACAUGCGCCUCACAACAGGUUCAAAUGGGGGACAUGACCCUAUUGCGACAAUAGUAGAAAGCACAUAUCCUGACAUACCGGAUCACAUUUGGGAAUCAAGUUAUUUUCAAGAAAGAGCUAUUCUUGCUCCAACCAAUGAAAUUGCUGAGACGGUUAACGAUCACGUGUUAUCUCAAUUGCCAGGUGAAGAAAGAACUUACUUGAGUUCAGAUGCAAUUUCAGUGGAGGAAGGAAAUUUUGGAAUUCAUGAGAUGUAUUCAACAGAGUUCCUAAAUACAAUUAAAUGCGGAGGAUUACCAAACCAUAGUAUACGACUGAAGGUUGGAGCACCAGUGAUGCUCAUAAGGAAUAUUGAUCAAAGUUCUGGGCUAUGUAGUGGCACAAGAUUGGUCGUUAAGCACUUAGGCGAUCGCAUUAUAAAGGCUAUUGUGGUAUCUGGUAGUAAUUUGGGCAAUAAGGUCUUUAUUCCACGAAUGACGCUGACUUCGUCAGACUCAACAAAAUUUCCCAUCAAGUUCCAACGGAGACAAUUCCCUUUGGUUGUGUGCUUAAUGACAAUCAAUAAAAGUCAAGGACAAUCACUUUCACAUGUUGGCCUAUAUCUUCCUCGGUCUGUUUUCAGCUACAGACAAUUUUAUGUGGCCGUAUCAAGAGUUACUAGCAAGAAGGGUUUGAAAAUUUUAAUAGUUGAUAAAGAACGUGGAACAUCAAAUGUUACCACGAACGUAGUGUACAAAGAAGUAUUUCAGAAUGUUGGUUAA